AUGGCUAACGUAAAUCUUACAAAAUGGGAGGGACGUGGGUUAAGACUUCGUGAGUACCAGAAAGAAGGAGUAAAUGUAAUGGAUUCUUGGUAUAAGGCUGGACAUGGCGGUAUAAAUGGUGAUGAAAUGGGCCUAGGCAAGACUUGUCAGGCAAUUAUGCUAAUGUUGCGGAUGAAAUUUCGUGGGAAAGGAUCUUUCUUAGUCUUAUGUCCGCUAUCGGUAGUUGACCAUUGGGUCGCUGAAAUUGAGAGGUUUUCGUGCGGCUUGUUGAAUCCUGUCCCCUUUCUCGGUUCCGAAAAGGCCUGCCAUAGCUCUUUGAAACACCUGGCAAGGCUCCUAAAAAAUACGGUCUUCGUCGUACCUUACCACAUCUUCCGUCGCGACAGUCAGCUGCUCAGUAACUUUCAAGUGAAAUCAAAGCUUUCAUUCAAUGUUAUUAUAGUGGAUGAGGCGCAUAACUUGAAGAACACUAGUACGCAGCUAGCUGAGAAGCUUAAACCGUACAAGGGUAAAGCAUGGUUCCUCUUGAUGACUGGAACACCUAUUCAAAACCAUACAGGAGAGCUGUACUCUUUGCUGACUUUUGUCGAUCCGGUAAGAUCACUUUCAUCGCAGCUUGAGACGAAAAUCUCAGGAAUCUGCCGUCACUGA
Molecule: messenger RNA, 651 nt
Organism: Cylicostephanus goldi
Lineage: Eukaryota; Metazoa; Nematoda; Chromadorea; Rhabditida; Strongylidae
Source: the annotation of a GenBank genome assembly